AUGAUCAAGUUCAUCUUUGUUUUGCUCCUGCUUCACGCAGCCGCCGUCCAAUGUGAGUUUAUGGUAUUUUUACAGUUUGAUUGUGUUUUACAGUGAUUUGAGGAUUUUUAGUGGCAUAAAUUCAUUGUUUACAAUAGUUUACUUUUCACUUUUUUUAGUCCAAAACGUUGUGAAAAUUGCUUUUUAGGUAAUAAUUUAUUAUAAAAGCAUCAAGAGAAACUUCUAUUAUUGAAAUUAUAUAAAAUACACUGCUAAAAAACGUCCACGAGCGAUCGAAAGAACCAAUGGUUAAUUUUAGGUAACAAAUCUUUUUCAGGUGCCCCAGGCAAAUCAGAUUCGGCGGAGAAAAAGGAAGGCUUCAGCUGGAAGUGUAUGGGAUGUCGAGGUGGAGUAGAGAUACUGAGGUUAGUAGAUCUUAUUUUACUCUGAAUUCUAGGUAGAUCUUUAUACUCAAAACUCUUUUCAGGUUUUUGUUUGAGCGGAAUACGACAGCUGAUAAGAUAAUCAGCGCGGCCGAGUACUUCUGCAAAGAAUUCGCGAAUCAGAAUACUCAAAUAUGCAAGGGAAUAACGUCACAGUUUCGAGUAAGUAAUGAUUAUAUCAAAUUUGAUACCUAAAUUCAAUUUUUGGCUUCAAUAACUCUGUUUUUUGGUAAAUUAGGCAUAUUUUGGCGUUACAUCGGUCAAAACUAACAUUUUUCAAAUUUCAGGACCAAUUUCUUUACGUUCUGGAGCAACUAGUACUGUCACCGAAGCAAUUCUGUGGUCUUCUAGUAGACGAAUGCGGUAUCCCCAACAAUCCAUUUGAUGGCAACUGGACAUUACCUCUACCUCCAAAGCCUGAUAUCUACAAAGAUCGACCAGUAAGAUUACACGCGGCCAGAAAUCGACCAUCAGAAGACUCCAAGAAUCGUCCGGUCUUCAGAGUGCUUCAACUGUCUGAUCUUCACUUUGAUUUCGAGUAUGAGAAUGGCACUGAAGCUGAUUGUGGGAAGCCGGUUUGUUGCCAAGGAAAGCCUGAACUGUUACCUAAAAAGCCGGCUGGCUAUUGGGGAACGCUGGCAGCUUGCGACAUACCAUUGCGCACUGUGGAAAGUAUGUUCGCUCACAUUGCUAGAACACAAAUGGUGAGUGUUUGUUACGGUAUGACUUAUAUACAAUGUAAGUGAUAUAGUUGUGUGUGUAUGUUAUCUAAAACAAAUUCAGCACAAAGCGGACAAAAAGAUAGACUACAUUAUGUUAACCGGUGACUAUAUGCCUCACAAUGACUGGGUGUACAACAAGGACAGUCAUCUGUACAUCAUCUCCAACCUAACUCAACUUGUCAACACCUACUUCCCAGACACCCCCAUCUUUUGGGGUGUAGGUAACCACGAAGGUGUGCCAGUCAAUUCGUUUGCUCCUCAUACAAUGCCGACUAAGUUCUGGCCAGACUGGAUAUAUAAAUCAUUGUCUGAUGCUGGAGCCAAGUGGAUUCCGCCAGAGCAAUUGGCUUCGGCCAACUUCAGAGGAUCUUUUAGUGUGAAGCUGACGGAAAAACUGAAGUUGGUCAACUUGAACACCAACUUCUGCGAAACUACUAACUUGUAAGAGAAAUUUUAGUUGAAUAGGGAGUAAAAACGGCAAUUUGAAUAUUUGUAUUGUUUUGGGUAAAAUGUUGCGAAGUGUCAAAUUAUUUAUUGAUUUUUUAGCUUUGUAGCUAUAGCUAUAUUUUCAAAAUUUUAAAGAACUUUGGUUUAGCUUUGUCUACAUAAACCAAACAGACCCAGACAGUGCCUUACAAUGGUUGGUCGAAGAAUUGAAGGAAGCAGAAGAUCAAGGUGUUGUAGUUCAUAUCAUGGCUCACAUCCCUCCAGGCGAUGGUGAAUGUUUAGAAGGAUGGGCACGAAACUACUACAGGAUUGUGAACAGGUUCGAGUACACAAUUAGGGCCCAAUUCUUUGGCCAUGUGCACACGGAUUCGUUCACCGUAUUCUACGAGAACAUGAACAAUUUCCACUCGAGACCCACCAAUGUACUGUACUCUGCACCUAGUGUCACCACGUUUGAGGCAUUGAACCCAGCGUACAGAAUUUAUGAAAUUGAUGGAAAUUACGAGCACAGUACUUAUGUAAGGACUUUUACAAAUAGUGUUUUAGAGUGUGUAUAGAAGCUUAUUAGCCACAUUUUAAUAUCUAGUCUGACUGUUUUAAUUGUUUUACCUGUAAUUUAAAAUUAGCAAGGUAAUAUGACGGUCACUUUGUGACGUAAUCUUGUUUUAGGAGGUGCUGGACUUCAAAACCUAUUUUUUGAAUUUGAGUCGAACUCAACCGUAUCCAAACCCAGAUUGGGAGUUACUGUAUUCGGCGAAGGUAAUUUUUAUUUAUUUUGAAAAGGUUGUGUUAUUUUUUUCAUAAUAAGCUUAUUUUUAAAAAUGGUAUUUUCAGGACGAGUACAAUCUUCCUGAUCUGUCUGCAGCCAGCUGGAGCCACCUGGGAGAGCGAAUCCGUGGAGAUAAACAACUUUACAGAAAGUUUUUAAAGUAUGUUUUACUACCAUGUACAAUAUUGUUCCAAAAUAUGUAAAAUCAACAAUUCUUUGAUUAUUCUUUACUCCCAAACUACUUUUUUAACUCUUAACAAUAUGCGACUUACAGGAACUACGCCCGUAGAGAUGACUAUCAUUGUGACAAAGCCUGUAAAGCAGAGUUACUGUGUUCGUUGAGGAGAGGGCAUCACAACGAGUCAGCUUUGUGUCCAGAGUCUACCUUGAUCAAGAGAACCUUCCCAUUCAUCGACCGACCUAACAUUGAGCCUUCUAUCUUCGACCAAUUCACUCGAGAUGAGUUUAUAACUGCAGCGAAACGGACCUUGUUCAACAAGGUGAUAGGCUGGAUUGGGAAGUAG
Messenger RNA from Bursaphelenchus okinawaensis, 2884 nucleotides. The record is from the annotation of a GenBank genome assembly. Lineage: Eukaryota; Metazoa; Nematoda; Chromadorea; Rhabditida; Aphelenchoididae.